Pararge aegeria (speckled wood butterfly) is the source of this 582-nucleotide messenger RNA. RefSeq lists its product as uncharacterized. The record is from RefSeq and is a predicted model, not a curated record. Bases 1 to 582 code for a protein of 193 amino acids. The transcript has a single exon. NCBI's taxonomy places the organism in Eukaryota, Metazoa, Arthropoda, Insecta, Lepidoptera, Nymphalidae.
AUGCAUCAGUUAGUUCCGGAACUAAUAGCAACACAGACCACAAUGUUCAAGCUGGUGGUGUUGUUUGUAGUACUCGCCGUGGCGGCCGGUAGCCCCCAAGCUCUGUGGGGCGGUGGCUUCGCAACACCCUGGGCUACACCCGUGGCUGCAGGAUUCGCCGCUCCCUUCGGUUCACCUGUCUUCAGUCCCUACAUCGCACCAGCAGGACCAGUCGCACCCAUCGGCGCACAUAACUACAGGGGUCCGCUGUCCCUUGCCCCCGGCCAACCUGCUAACAUUCUGGCUGCUGAUGGCAGGCCCUUGGAUACCCUCAGUGUAAAUCUGGAUCGGGCUGUUCAUUACACCGCAAGGGCUCUUGAGGGUAAUGGCCGUAGGUUGCAAAAGAGAUCGAUUGUUGCUGCUAACUUGGCUGGUGGCCAAUUUGGCGCUGGUUCGUUGGGUGCCGGAUCUUUGGCUGCAGGACCUUUGGCGGCAACGUCCAUUGUAGCUGCCCCCUUAACCUUGGGUCGCUCAUGGGUUGGCCCAGCUCCUUUGGCUCCUGUAGCAUUGGCAGUUGGCGGUCGUUUCGGAAACAUUUGGUAA